Messenger RNA from Danaus plexippus (monarch butterfly), 4141 nucleotides. It is a transcript of the gene SMC2, whose product is annotated as structural maintenance of chromosomes protein 2. Bases 145 to 3660 code for a protein of 1171 amino acids. Gene Ontology annotation, molecular function: protein binding; ATP hydrolysis activity; ATP binding. Gene Ontology annotation, cellular component: chromosome. The transcript is spliced from 21 exons. Gene Ontology annotation, biological process: chromosome organization. The record is from RefSeq and is a predicted model, not a curated record. NCBI's taxonomy places the organism in Eukaryota, Metazoa, Arthropoda, Insecta, Lepidoptera, Nymphalidae.
UCAAUUACUAAUGUCAAACUUCAAACACCUCAACGGUUGAUUGUUCCCGCUUCAAAGCAAUGAAAACUGUUGUUAAUGAUUAUGUUAUGUUAUCGUAUCAUUUGCAUUAUUAAAUAUUAAAUUUUGAACUCUGUUAUACUCAAGAUGUAUAUAAAGUCUAUCACACUCGAUGGCUUUAAGUCCUACGGGAAUCGAGUGGAAGUGAAUGGAUUUGAUCCCGAGUUUAAUGCUAUCACAGGACUAAAUGGGACCGGAAAGUCUAAUAUCCUAGAUUCAAUAUGUUUUGUUUUAGGCAUUACCAAUCUUUCUAAUGUGAGGGCUGGAAGUCUUCAAGAACUGAUCUAUAAGCAUGGUCAGGCCGGAAUCACCAAGGCCACCGUUAGCAUCACCUUUGACAAUCGUGACAAGAGACAGUGUCCCAUCGGUUAUGAGAACCACGAUGAGAUAACUGUUACAAGACAGGUGGUGAUGGGAGGUAAGAACAAGUACUUGAUUAAUGGCAUCAAUGUUCAGAACAAGCGGGUUAGUGACCUCUUCUGUUCCGUGCAGCUCAAUGUGAACAAUCCUCACUUCCUCAUCAUGCAGGGUCGGAUCACUAAAGUGCUCAACAUGAAGCCUCCUGAAAUAUUGUCAAUGGUGGAGGAAGCAGCCGGGACGAGAAUGUACGAAGCCAAGAAACAAGCUGCACAGAAAACUAUAGAAAAAAAAGACGCCAAGCUCAGAGAAUUGAAUGAUAUAAUAAGGGAGGACAUCGCCCCCAAGCUGCAGAAGCUGCAAGACGAACGCUCGCAGUUCCAGGAAUACCAGAAAGUGGUCCGCGAGCUGGAGAAUCUUACCAGGCUUUAUGUGGCUUGGAAAUACGUAUCCGCGGAGGAGAGCGCCAAGGAAGCCGCGAACAAGGUCACGGAGGUCCAGGACGAGAUCAAAGACAAGAAAGAAAUGAUUUUGAACAAUGAAAAAGAAGCCAAAGAGUACGACAAGAAAAUAGCUGCACUCAAUAAGAAGUUAGAUGAGGAGAGCGGCAGCGUGCUCAGGGAGUUGGAGACGGAGCUGCAGGCGGCGGAGAAGACGGAGGCGAAGAGCGCGGCGGACUGGCGCGCGGCCCAGGGCGCCCUCACCACGCACCACGGCCGCGCCAGGCUCGCCUCGCGCGCCUUGGACGACGACCGCGCCGCGCUCAGGGACAAGGAGGCGCAGCUGCAUGAGGUGUCGAGUACGUUCGACCGUCUGCGGGAGGCGUGCACCACGAGCGAGGCCCGCUUGACCGCGGCGCAGGCCCGCUUCCUGGCCGUGAGCGCCGGCAACGAGGACGCCUCGGAGUCACUGCAGGACCAACUCAUAGCGGCGAAGCAAAAAGCGUCGGAAGCGUCGACUCGAAUAUCACAGAGUCAGAUGGAGAAGAAACAUGCGGAAGAUCGCCUCGUCACCCUCGAGAAGGAAUUCAAGAGUAGCAGCGCGCAGUACCAGAGAGAUAUGGAGGGGAUCGCCCGCCACAGGGCCGAGGUGGCACAGCUGGAGGCUCAGUUAUCGUCGAGUACGUUCAGUGCUGAUCGUCGGAGCGCCCUCCAAGAUCAGCUGCGGGCGUUGCGGGCCGGGGGGCGGGAGAGGAGGGACCGCGCCGACCAGCUCGCAGCACGACUGCAGCGGUGUCACUUCAAGUACACGCCGCCCACCGCCAACUUCGACUCUAACAAAGUAUCCGGUACCGUCUGCAGACUCAUAGACGUGCGGGAUCCGAAGUACUGCACGGCGCUAGAGACGGCGGCGGGGGGACGGCUGUACAACGUGGUGGUGGACACGGACGAGACCAGCAAGCUGCUGCUGCAGCGAGGACAGCUGCAGUCCCGGACCACCAUCAUCCCUCUCAACCGCAUCUCCUCACAACCUCUGUCGCGGGAGACGGUCGCGUUGGCACAGAAAAUCGGCGGCGGCCCGUCCGAGGUUCAGUUGGCGCUCGACCUGAUCGACUUCCCGCCCUCGCUCCGCCCAGCCAUGUCGUGGGUGUUCGGCAACACGUUGGUGUGCAGUUCCCUGGAGGCGGCGCGCCGCGUGACCUUCGACCCUCGCGUCAGAUGUCGCUCCGUGACCCUGGACGGGGACGUGUUCGACCCGGCGGGCACGCUGUCGGGGGGAGCGCGAGCGAGGGGCGGCUCGCUGCUGCUGGAACUGAAGGACCUCAAACACCUGGAGCGGCAGCUCGCGGAGGAGGACGAGCUGCUCGCCACACUCACCCGCGACCUGGACUCCAUGCAACACGCCGCUGACCAGCACGCCGCACUGCAGCAGAGGUUGGAGAUGAGUCGCCACGCGCUGGCGGUGAGCGAGGAGCGCGCCGCCAGCACCGCCACCGCCCAACUGCACGCGGAGAUACAGGCCUUGAAAGAUAACGUCGCGCGGCUGACUGCGGCCGUGGAGGAGGACGGACGCACCCGGCAAGAGACGGCGGCCCGCGCCAGGGAGCUCGAGCUCAAGGUUAAGGAUAUCAAGGGACACAGGGAGAGGGAGUACAAGAAGGCCGAGGAGGAGUUGAAGCUCGCCAAGAAGGAGGCGGAACAACACACCGCCUCCUGGAGACAGAGGGAGCAGGAGCACGACACGCUGCGGCUCGAGCUGGACGAGCUGCGCCGCGCCGUGGACUGCGGACAACAGGCGCUGGAGCGAGCCCGGGACAGCGGACGAGAGCUGGAGGAAGCGCUGGAGCGAGCCCGGGAGAUACAUGACGCACACGCGAACGAAGUUAAGGAGAUACAGACGAAGAUCAAGAUACAGAAAGCGGAGAUAGCGAGUCGCAGCGGAGAGGUGGCCGCCCUGACGAAGGGGAGGGACGAGCUGCUCGGGCGGAACAGAGACCUGGAGCUGGACGUGAAGCAGCUGGAGUACCGCUGCAGGGAGCUGCAGCAGGAGGCGGCGGAGGGGGAGAGGAAGAUCAAGUCCUUGGUGGCGGAGAACCCUUGGAUCCCGUCAGAGCGUCAGUACUUCGGUCUGUCCGGAGGCGCCUUCGAGUUCGGGCGCGACGUGAGCUCUGGCGGAGCGCGCCUCGCCCAGCUCAGAGACAGGAAGGACCGGCUGGCGAGAGGACUCAACGCACGAGCUCACACCUUGCUGGGGAAGGAGGAGGAGCAGUACCAAGACGUGAUGCGGAAAAAGAAAAUAGUGGAAGCCGACCGCGCCAAGCUGGUGCAGGUGAUGGCGGAGCUGGACGACAAGAAGCGGAGGACGCUGCUGACGGCCUGCGAACAGGUCAACAGGGACUUCGGAUCCAUCUUCAGCAGUCUGCUACCCGGCGCACAGGCGCGCCUCACCCCGCCGCCGGGACAGAACGUGUUGGACGGUCUGGAGGUGAAGAUCGGGUUCAACAACACGUGGAAGGAGUCCCUGGGCGAGUUGUCCGGGGGUCAGCGGUCGCUGGUGGCGCUGUCCCUGGUGCUGGCGCUGCUGCUGUUCCGCCCCGCGCCUCUCUACAUCCUGGACGAGGUGGACGCCGCCCUGGACCUGUCGCACACACAGAACAUCGGCCGGAUGCUCAAGGAGCACUUCACGCACUCGCAGUUCAUCAUAGUGUCUCUGAAGGACGGCAUGUUCAACAACGCCAACGUGCUGUUCCGCACGAGGUUCGCCGACGGCAUGUCCGCCGUCACCAGGACCGACAACAGGAGGUAGGCGGCCCGGCCGGCCCGGUCCGCUCGCACGGGGGUGUUGUGAACACCGAAUCACUUCAAUAGAUUUAAAUUAUAUUUUACUAGCUGUGAAAAAUAUUGUCUCUGUUACGAUAUUAGAACAACAAUUCCUGCUCAAUACAAAUGUAGAGAAACACGCGAAGGGAUUGUUGGCGUUGAAUAAUGUUAUCGCGUAAGACUGUAAGUGAUUUUGUUGAAAUUCGAAUAGAGAUGUUGAGGAACGGUCUCCGCGGACGGGACUCAGAUGUCGAAGGAUGUUCCUGCUUGUGAGCGGCUUCAAUGAAAUAAAUAAAAAGAUUCGUCGUCUGUGGCACGGCUGUGGGGUCCAGCGCCUCCACUGGUUCACGUACUCGACGUAAAAGUACAAGGCUAUUUUAACAUGUAGGGUUCGAGAGGAACACACGCUGGAGUGCUGGCGAGGCGGCGGCGUCUCUAUUACUAUUUAUAAUAAAAUAUUACACUUA